AUGGGAUCUCUGCACAAAAGCAAAUUCGAUGAGUUUCGUAGACUAGACCUAGUCUACGGCACGGUUGCUUGCCAUAGUCUCUGGACAUCCAUCUUGACGCCCAAGGGGCUCGUUAAGGAACGACAUGGCGGCAGCGGCAUACCUACUCAUAUUCCCGUGCUUGUGUUCUGGCAUGGAGGAGGGUUCAUAGUCGGGGAUCGCCUAUACGAGCCUUGGUGGCCGGGCUGGCUGCUCCAGCUUGCGGUGUCACAAAACGCUAUGAUCGUGGCCCCUGAUUAUCGCCUUCUCCCCGAGGCGUCGGGGGCGGACAUUGUGGAUGAUCUUCACUCCUUCUGGACUUGGUUCCUCGAGAUCCUACCAAGUAUAACCGAAAGGGAGUCGUGGGGCGUCCGACCCGACCUCAGCCGCAUUAUCUGUGCUGGACAUAGCGCCGGAGGGACCCUCGCAUUAUUGUCAGCUCUCGAGCGCCCAGAGGUGGCAGUCAAAGCAGUUUUAUCUCUCUAUGGACCGCUCGAUGACAGCGUUCCUGAACUUAAGAUAUCACGUCCAAGGAUGAUUUUAGGAUCGUGGCCGCCUCCGCCUCGGCGGGCAGAGGCAACGAUUCGAUCCUACGUUCAAAAGACAAGAGGCAAAGUUCGGACCGAUGGAGACCCAACAGAGAUGUGGGAACUGGUCACAUGUAUCCUACAGCAGGGCCGUCUGCCACGAAUGAUGAACCAGCGGCCUGAUCCACGUCUUGAUGUCAUUGCUACAAUCAAGAAGAAUGGGAUAUUGCCUCCCAUAUGGAUGAUCCACGGAGAGAACGACUCUGUGGUUCCAACGAGUUGCUCUACAGAGUUUGUUAGACGCGUAGAAGAGAUUGUGCCCAAUAUGCCAAAACUCCUGUCAAUACAGCCUGGUGAGCACAAUUUUGACGCUUCCAUGACAAUGAAAGAAGGUUGGAUAGCAGAUGGGUGUGAUUUCAUCCUCAGGUACUGGUAA
Messenger RNA from Truncatella angustata, 981 nucleotides. RefSeq names its product putative polyketide synthase. NCBI's taxonomy places the organism in Eukaryota, Fungi, Ascomycota, Sordariomycetes, Amphisphaeriales, Sporocadaceae. The record is from RefSeq and is a predicted model, not a curated record. Gene Ontology annotation, molecular function: hydrolase activity. Bases 1 to 981 code for a protein of 326 amino acids. The transcript is spliced from 2 exons.